AUGUCCGCCUCUACUAUAUAUCUAACGAAAACCGAGCGAUCCUUCAUGUAUUUAACAAAAACAUACGAUUCAUCGCCAGCUCUGAGGAUGCAUUUAGGCGGUCAGCUUAAGGCUUCAGCUCUUUACGUUUACAUCCAAUGCCGCUCAAGCUCAACGUACAGUACUACCGGUGUUGUUGGUUGUGCUGAAUAUGAGUUUGAAGAGUUAAGUUGUAGGAAAGGCUAUUACUUUGAGAGGAGAAUUGGCAACGUAUAUAUAUAUGGAGACGUAAAUGAAUAUGAUGAAAGCUAUAACUUGACUUCAUAUGAUUGCCAAAGAAUAUGCUGGAUAUAUUACACCAUCGUUUAUGAGAGAGAAAAGAAGAAGUGGAUUUGGUUCAUCAUCGGGAUAGGAUCUUUGGCUUCACUCCUAUCAUGCUACUUGGUAUGCAAGAAGCUUCAUAUUAGAGGGGUAUCCAAGAAAAUCCAAAAGUUGUUACUGCGUCAGCGGAAGCGCUUACAGAGGUAUGUACGAACAGAUAAGAAGAUGAACACUGAGCUGCAUUACUUCACCUUUCAAAGCAUCUCAUCUGCUACAGACAAUUUCUCAAACACUAAUAAGCUAGGAGAGGGGGGGUUUGGAGCAGUUUAUAAGGGAAAUUUAGUUGACGGGCAAAAGGUUGCUGUAAAACGACUUUCAAGAAGCUCUGAACAAGGAGUCAAGGAGUUCGAGAAUGAAACCCAACUCAUCGCCAAACUUCAACACACUAAUCUUGUCAGGCUUAUAGGGUGUUGCGUUGAGAAGAAAGAGAAAAUACUUGUGUAUGAGUACCUGACAAAUAAGAGCUUGGAUUUCUUUCUAUUUGAUCCUAGGAAGAAAGGAUUACUGGAUUGGAAUAAUCGCUUUGUAAUCAUUGAUGGCAUUGCUCAAGGACUCCUAUAUCUCCAUAGAUUUUCAAGGUUGAGGGUUAUUCAUAGAGAUCUGAAAGCAAGUAACAUAUUGCUAGAUGACUACCUGAAGCCGAAGAUAUCCGAUUUUGGUAUGGCUAAAUUAAUUGAGAUCAAUGAGUUUGAAGCAAAUACAAGUAGAGUCGUUGGAACACGUGGUUAUAUGCCGCCAGAGUAUAUGAUGAAAGGCACGGUUUCAACCAAGACAGAUAUCUUUGGUUUUGGUGUUUUGUUGCUUGAAAUUGUGAGCAACAAGAUGAAUCAUGGUAGCUAUGAUGUGGAACACCCACUCAACCUUCUUGGGCUAGCAUGGGAACAGUGGAACGAAGGCAGAAGUUUGGAGUUGAUGGAUCCGAUACUGGAAGAAUCAUGCAAUCCCAAGGAAGUAAUGACAUGCAUCCAUGUGGGUCUCUUGUGUGUUCAAGAACAUGCGAUGGACAGACCUACCAUGUUAGAAGUUAUUUCUAUGCUCACAAAUGAAAAAAUGCAUUUACCAGAGCCAAAACGACCAGCAUUCUACAUUGAGAGGCAUGAGGCAGAUUCUGUAAGAAAUGCUAAUUUGGGAAAUGGCUCUGUAAAUGGGCAAUCAAUUUCGAUUUUAGUAGCAAGAUAGGAGGCAGAAAUAAACAUAUGUAAUAUAUGUAUUUGUCACGCGAUCUAUAGAGUCGCUGCAUGGAAAGAAAUAUGGUCGGUUGCUAACACAUUAUUCACUGUU
Molecule: messenger RNA, 1641 nt
Organism: Lactuca virosa
Lineage: Eukaryota; Viridiplantae; Streptophyta; Magnoliopsida; Asterales; Asteraceae
Source: the annotation of a GenBank genome assembly